UCAUUGGCCCACACUUUUGAAAUAAACCCCAUCUCUUUUAACACCAUGUCGACAUAGAAGCCGAAACUCACCUUCUUAUAAAAACGAAAAGCCGGAGACGAUCUUUGCUUUGCAGACACGUUUUUUACGCAGCGAUCUAAACUGUGGCCGGAAAGUUCAUCGGAAAUUGGAGGCCUCCGGGCGUUCUCCCUGAAAAAUGAAGCCACUGGAGAGACCAUUCAACGUUAACUCGAUCACUCGGAGGGUUGAUGUCGAUGAUCGGAUUCCUCUCCGUUAUUACUAUAGGAUCGCGGAUAAUCUAAUCAAACAGGCGAGUGUUUAUCGAGAGGAGAAGAAUCUUAUAGACUUGUAUAUCAUACUUCUUAGGUUUUCGAGUUUGUUGUCCGAGACUAUACCAUUUCAUCGAGACUACCAGGUUUUGCUUCCAAAAGAAAGAGCAAUUUAUAGGAAGAAAUUGUUAGCUGUGCUAGAUGAGCUAGAAUCUUUGAAGCCUGAAUUUCAACGUCAAGUGAAUGAACUGAACAAAGCUCACACAGUAUCUCAACAGCAGCAAAUUGAUGUCUUGGAAAGGACUCCAUAUGAUUCAGAGAUAUCUUCACAAUGGCCCCCUGUAAAUAAGAAACCUUUCCCCAGCUUUGAUAAUAAGCAGGCAGUCAGCCGAGCACCUCAGAUUUCAUGGAAAUAUAAAAAUGAUCAUACUCAAGUUUUAUCAUCAAAUCCCAUGCAGGUUGACAAGCAGUUUCAGAAGUUGUCUCUGAGUCUACCUCUUCCUAAGAAAGAGACUUUAUCCAGACACUCAUUUUUAGGCCCCAAUGGUCUUAGGGGUCAGUGGCUGGGCCCUAGUGCGGAGAUAAAGAUUCAGUAUCCAAGUAAUACCGACUUAACUUCUACUGAAAAUUUAGGCACUAGUCAGGAUGAACAAUAUGAUCUUGCAACAAUAAAAGAUAGUGAUCUGGGAGGCGAUAGAUCUCCUAUGGAGUCAGUGCUUUCCUUGGAUGAUGGUAGAUGGUUAUGCCCUUCUGAGGAGUCACCUCAGUUUACUAUUGAAGAGAGGGAUGAUAAUUUCCCCUUGGGCAACAUCAGGCAGCCUUCUCCUCCUCCUGUUCUUGCUCAAAUCCAGCAGGACUGCCAUCCAAUUCCGCCAUCAAAAGUUGCAGAUCCACGACCUGGACCUGCAACUUCUCAGCAUGGGAUGCCUAGUUCUAAUUCUUAUCAACAUUUGCACAUUCCAGUUAGUAUGAUGGAAGAUUUCUUAAGAUUAGCACUGGCAAAUACAAAAAAAAAUUUAGAAACUUGUGGUGUUCUUGCUGGCUCACUGAAAAACAGAGUUUUCCAUAUCACGACGCUUAUAAUCCCAAAGCAGGAAUCAACUUCAGAUUCUUGUCAAACGUUGAAUGAAGAAGAAAUAUUUGAGGUCCAGGACAAAUUGUCCCUUUUUCCUCUUGGAUGGAUUCAUACGCACCCAUCACAGACCUGUUUCAUGUCAUCAGUUGAUCUGCACACACAUUAUUCAUAUCAGAUCAUGCUACCAGAAGCAAUUGCAAUUGUUAUGGCCCCCACGGAUACAUCCAGUCCACAUGGCAUAUUUCAUCUAUCCGAUCCAGCUGGUGUGUCUGUGAUUCGAAAUUGUCAACAGCGUGGGUUUCAUCCUCAUGAGGAGUGUCCAGAUGGAAGCCCAAUUUAUGAACACUGUUCACAUGUCUACAUGAACCCCAAAUUGAAGUUUGAUGUGGUUGAUCUUCGCUAGGGCUUUGAUUUCAUUACCAUAUGGGCUAUUGGAGGAAACAUUUUCAGGCAGAAGUGGAAAAAUCAGAAAUUGUAAAGCUCGUGUAAAUUUAAUCGGUUGCUUGAGUUUUAAAUUUGAUGAAAAUAGAGCUCAUUCAUUUGUUUUAUAUCAUCAAAUAGAAAAUACCAAAAGCAGUCUUCUUCUUUGGUGA
Messenger RNA from Vitis vinifera (wine grape), 1937 nucleotides. Its product is annotated as AMSH-like ubiquitin thioesterase 3. The record is from RefSeq and is a predicted model, not a curated record. Lineage: Eukaryota; Viridiplantae; Streptophyta; Magnoliopsida; Vitales; Vitaceae. The coding region runs from base 197 to 1747 and encodes 516 amino acids. The transcript is spliced from 14 exons. Gene Ontology annotation, biological process: protein K63-linked deubiquitination; protein K48-linked deubiquitination. Gene Ontology annotation, molecular function: K63-linked deubiquitinase activity; metal-dependent deubiquitinase activity; protein binding. Gene Ontology annotation, cellular component: endosome; membrane.